Catharus ustulatus (Swainson's thrush) is the source of this 606-nucleotide messenger RNA. RefSeq names its product protein phosphatase 1 regulatory inhibitor subunit 1A (gene PPP1R1A). The record is from RefSeq and is a predicted model, not a curated record. Gene Ontology annotation, cellular component: cytoplasm. Bases 199 to 606 code for a protein of 135 amino acids. Gene Ontology annotation, molecular function: protein phosphatase inhibitor activity. The transcript is spliced from 6 exons. NCBI's taxonomy places the organism in Eukaryota, Metazoa, Chordata, Aves, Passeriformes, Turdidae. Gene Ontology annotation, biological process: intracellular signal transduction.
CCCCGUGUCCCCGUGUCUGUCCCUGUGUCUGUCCCUCUGUCCACCCCCGUGUCCCCCCGUCCCUCCUCGCGCGGGGUCCGGGGCGGGGCGUGUCCGUGGGCGUGUCCCCCCACCUGGGCGUGGCUGGGGCGUGGCCUGGGCGUGUCCUGGGCGUGGCCGCUCGGAGCCGCCGGAGCCGCCGGAGCCGCCGCGCCCGCGAUGGAGCCCAACAGCCCCCGCAAGAUCCAGUUCACGGUGCCGCUGCUGGAGCCGCACCUGGACCCCGAGGCGGCCGAGCAGAUCCGGAGGCGCCGCCCCACCCCGGCCAACCUGGUCCUGAGCAGUGACCAAUCGUCCCCAGAGAUCGAUGAGGACCGGCUGCCCAACCCCCUGCUGAAGUCCGGCCUGGCCAUGUCCCCCCGGCAGAGGAAAAAAGUGUCACGCACGACCCCGACCAUGAAAGGGACACCCGGGGAUGGCACCCCCGACACCGGGACCCCCCAGAGCGGGACCCCCCAGAGCGGGGACCCCCCGGGACGGGACCCCCGGGACCCCCCGGCGGGGAGCGCGCUGGGGACAGGAGCCACAGAGAGCCCGGGGACAGCGCGGGACAGUAGGUGGAAUUAA